GAAAUGCAUUGAAAAGAGUGUUUCACUGAUUGAGUGAACAAUAGAUUGAGUUUUGAUUACAAUUUAUCGGUCAUAACAUCUGAUCCAUUGAUUGCAGUGAUCGCACGGUUUGGCCGCAAAUGGUUUAGUGAUUGACAAGCAUUUGAGCAGACAAUCAACACAAUCAACACAAGCAUCACUUCCUUCGGUCGAUUGAGUGGACAAUUGGUUUGUGUCGCAAACAAUGUCCAAACGCGCCAACGAUAGCCAAUUGCAAGACAAGCAUCAGCUGAAGACACCGAAAAUGGAGUUAGAGUUGUCCGAAGACAUGAUGGAUGAGGACAUCGCCGGUCUGGACGACGACGAGGACGACGAUGAAGAUGACGAAGACAUGGAGGGCGUCAUCACCAUUGAGGGCAUCGAAUUGGACGCCAGUGUCGACCGCGUGAAGGACUGUCUGAAGCAGAAUAAGAUCGAAGUGGAGGACAUCGAUGACUAUGACUUCUAUCUGCAAGACCUGCGUCUGGAGGGCCAGCGAUCGAUCAUAAGUCAGUGCAAUCUCGUGGAGGGCGCCAAACAACAGACCCGUCUCAUCAACAUUAAGCUCGUCUUCGACCCCGACUUCAAACGCGUCAACAUUUUAGACAUUCUUAAACCGCCCGAAACCACAGCCAAGACGUCGGCCAACACUUCCGGCGGCCACUCGAACGCCAACACCAAUAACGGCUUCAAUGCCAACAGUAAUAACAAUAAUGUGAAUCAAAACUCAUUGCAGAGCCCGUCAUCGCAGGCGACCAAACCAUUGCUGCAACCGAAACGACUGAUCGGUGGCAUCAAAACCAAUCAGAACAUCGAGGGUCAGGGCCUGCCUUCGCCGGGCAACCGAACCGGUAAUAACGGUCAGAUCCAGUUGUGGCAGUUCUUACUGGAACUGCUGACAGACGCCGAUCACAGGGAUUGCAUCCAAUGGAUCGGAAGCGAAGGUGAGUUCAAGUUGAAUAACCCGGAAGUGGUGGCCCAGUUGUGGGGUCUCCGCAAGAAUAAGCCGACGAUGAACUACGAGAAGCUGUCGCGAGCGCUCAGGUAUUACUAUGACGGAGAUAUGAUCGCCAAAGUGCACGGCAAGCGCUUCGUCUAUAAGUUUGUCUGCGAUCUGAAGUCACUCAUUGGUUACGACGCCCAAGAACUCGAUCGACUCUCAAAGAUAUUGAUAGACGAGAGUCUGGAGGAGAACAGCGGCGACGACGACGAGGAAGAGGUGAACGAUGAGCACCAAAAGCCAUUGAUUGACUCGGAAUCGGGUCAGACUGAGAGUGUUAUUCCGCUAUCAAUCGGCAAAAUUAAAAUUUUUAAGCCUCGAAGACGUAAACGAUUUCUACUUAAAAAAUAUUUCAAACUUUGUUCCGCUCUUUUGGUGAUAAUCGUAAUUACCGUUUAUUUGCUUCGUUUGAGAGACUCGUUAUAUCUGUCAUCCAAUUCUUUGAUGUCGAGUAAAGGCAGUUGUGAUCGUUUAGAGACCACUUCGGUCUGGAAUCAAACAUUUCCAAUGCUUACCAUUGAAUCCGCUCUAAGACUUGUUGAUAUAAACAAUGAUACAAUUCUUGAUGUCAUCGUCCCAUUCGGAACC
Medioppia subpectinata is the source of this 1606-nucleotide messenger RNA. The record is from the annotation of a GenBank genome assembly. NCBI's taxonomy places the organism in Eukaryota, Metazoa, Arthropoda, Arachnida, Sarcoptiformes, Oppiidae.